AUGAUGACUCAAGGCCAUCUUCACUCCCUGUUUUUCCUUACACUUUAUUUGAUAACUGGAAAUGGCCAGGAGGGGAAGUUUAGUGGGCCCCUGAAAGCCAUGACAUUUUCUAUUUUUGAAGGCCAAGAACCGAGUCAAAUUAUAUUCCAGUUUAAGGCCAAUCCUCCUGCUGUGAAUUUCACACUAACUGGGGAGACAGAUGGUAUCUUUCAGAUACAAGCAGAUGGGUUGCUGUAUCAUACUAAAGCCCUGGACAGGGAAACAAGAGCUGUUCACAAACUCCAGGUUGCAGCCCUGGAUGCUCGUGGAACCACAGUGGAAGGCCCAGUCACCAUCACCAUAGAAGUGAAGGACAUCAAUGACAACCGGCCCAUGUUUCUGCAAUCAAAGUAUGAGGGCUCAGUAAGGCAGAAUUCUCGCCCAGGGAAGCCUUUCAUGUAUGUCAAUGCUACAGACCUGGAUGAUCCAGCCACUCUCAAUGGCCAGCUUACUUAUGAAAUUGUCAUCCAGCUUCCCAAGAUCAACAAUGUCAUGUAUUUUCAGAUCAACAACAAGACAGGGGCAAUCUCUCUUACCCUAGAAGGAUCUCGGGAAUUAGAUCCUGUUAAGAAUCCUUCCUACAAUCUGGUGGUCUCAGUGAAGGACAUGGGAGGCCAGAAUGAGAAUUCCUUUAGUGAUACCACAUCUGUGGAUAUUAUGGUGAAGGAGAAUAUUUGGAAAGCACCAGAACCUGUGGAGAUUGUAGAAAACUCAACUAACCAUCAUCCCGUCAAAAUCACUCAGGUGCGGUGGAACGAGCCAGGUGCCCGUUAUUCCUUAGUUGAAAAGGAGAAGCUGCCAAAGUUCCCAUUUUCAAUUGACCAGGAGGGAGAUAUUUAUGUGACUCAGCCCUUGGACCGAGAAGAAAAGGAUUCAUAUGUUUUUUAUGCGGUUGCAAAGGACGAGUAUGGAAAACCACUUGCAUUCCCACUGGAAGUUCAUGUUAAAGUUAUAGACAUUAACGAUAAUCCACCUACAUGCCCUUCUACAGAGACAGUAUUUGAGGUCCAGGAGAAUGAAAAAAUAGGUAGCAAUAUCGGGACUUUCAUUGCCCAUGACAUGGAUCAAGAAAACAGUGCCAACAGCAUUUUAGAGUACAGAAUUGUGCAGCAAAUCCCCAUGAUUCCCAAAGAUGGACUCUUCCUGGUCCAAACCUACAUGGGGGUGUUCCAGUUAGCUCAGCAGUCCUUGAAGAAGCAAGAUACUCCUCAGUACAAUGUAACGGUUGAGGUAUCUGACAAAGAUUUCAAGACCCUUUGUCUUGUGCAAAUUCAUGUUAUUGAUAUCAAUGAUCAGAUCCCCAUCUUUGAAAAAUCAGAUUAUGGAAGCCUGACUAUUCCUGAAGACACCAAUGUUGGGUCCAUCAUCUUGACCAUCCAGGCCACUGAUGCUGAUGAGCCAUUUACUGGGAGUUCUAAAAUCCUGUAUCGUAUUAUACAAGGAGAUAGUGAGGGGCAACUGGAGAUUGACACAGAUCCCCAAACCAAUGCUGGAUACGUCAAGGUUAAAAAGCCUCUUGAUUUUGAAAUGGGAGAUGUUUACAACAUUGUAUUCAAGGCAGAAAAUUCCGAGCCUCUGGUGUUUGGUGUAGAAUACAACGCGAGCUCUUUUGCCACAUUCAAGCUUAUUUUGACAGAUGUGAAUGAACCACCCAUAUUUUCCCAAAAAACAUACCAAGCAAAAGUCCGUGAGGAUGCAGCUAUAGGCACUGAACUGGUUAACGUGACUGCCAAAGAUCCAGAAGGUCUGGAGAUAAGUUAUUCACUGAGGGGUGAUGUGAGAGGUUGGCUUAAAAUCGACCCCGCCACUGGUAAGAUCUUUAGUGCCGCUCCACUGGACAGGGAAGCUGAAAGUCUGUAUCGGGUGCAAGUGGUGGCUACCGAAAUAGGUGGAUCCUCCUUGAGCUCCGUGGCAGAUUCCUACCUGAGCCUCACGGAUGUGAAUGACAACCCCCCACGGCUAGCCAAGGAGUACACGGGCUUGUUCUUCUGCCAUCCCCUCCAAGCACCUGACAGUCUCAUCUUCGAAGCCGCUGAUGACGACGAGCAGUCAUUUCGGGGUCCACAAUUUACAUUUUCCCUUGGCAGUGAAAGCUUACAAGGCGACUGGGAAGUUUCCAAAAUCAAUGGCACUUAUGCCAGACUCUCCACGAAACACACGAGAUUUGAAGAGAGAGUUUAUGACAUCCCUAUCCUCAUCAGUGAUAGGGGUCGGCCACCCUUGGAAGGGACUGUCUCUUUACCAGUUACUUUCUGCACAUGUGUGGAAGAAAGAUGUUUCCAGCCAGCAGGUCGCCAGUCUGGGAUGCCCACAGUGGGCAUGGCUGUUGGAAUACUCCUAAGUACCCUAUUGGUCAUUGGCAUAAUUUUAGCAGUUGUGUUUAUUCGUAUGAAGAAGAAUAAAGGCAAAGCUAAUGUUGAAAAUGCUCAGGCAUCUGAAGUCAAUCCUCUGAGAAGCUGAAUUUGAAAAGAAUGUUGACUUUAUGUACCAAGUGGCAGUUUAACAACACAACCAUUUAACCCCAUAAUUUUACUUUGCAUCCAACAUGUGCACUGUAUUUUUUAGAUAUUCCCUCUUGCCCUCUUUUACUACUGUUAAAUAUUUCAUGUGUUUAGACAUUAGAAAUAUUUUCCAUUUUCCCAUGAUACUUUUCACCUCCGCAAAAGCCUUAUUUACUUACCCCAAAACAAAACUGCAUGUGUUUUUUACAAUUAGGGAAAGAUAGGCUAAUUAAAUAUUCUGCAGAUUUUUUUUUCUUCCUCAAGGAGAUUUAUCAAUUACCCAUCACAGAACUUCCUGGAUUCCAUUUAUACUUUCUCCAGUUCCGUCCUGUGUCCCUCUCAUCCAGGUCUCGUUUGGUAUUUCAUUGAUUUUUAAACAUUUGUCAGAGGAAAACAACAAAGUGAGGCCUCAGGAAAAAAUAAAAUAGCAGCCUUUUCCCUUGGUCUGAGCAAAAGCUCUUCUGUAUUGUAAUUAGCCUUCCUUAGCCCAGUGUGCUUGAUUAUGUUGUUCUUCAGUUGAGUUAUUUUUUUUCUGAAUACCCGCAGAAGGUAUUCAAACUCAGCUGCUAUGUUUCCUCAAAGGCCCACUUUAUAAACCCUGGUGCAGGAACCAACAGCUAACCAGGUUUGCUCACUACCUGCCAGGCUUACAUGCUGCGCAUGUCAAUAAGGGUUUUGGUUACUACAUAUUUAAUAUGUGAAGACAAAUAAGGAAACAUGAAAGAAAUAUUGACAAAAAUUCAGAAUAAAGGCUGGUUGUGGCUGUUUUUGUUUCUCUAA
Molecule: messenger RNA, 3320 nt
Organism: Choloepus didactylus (southern two-toed sloth)
Lineage: Eukaryota; Metazoa; Chordata; Mammalia; Pilosa; Megalonychidae
Gene: CDH17
Product: cadherin 17
Exons: 17
Coding region: 1-2499 (832 amino acids)
Biological process (GO): adherens junction organization; homophilic cell-cell adhesion; multicellular organism development
Cellular component (GO): catenin complex; plasma membrane; adherens junction
Molecular function (GO): cadherin binding; calcium ion binding
Source: RefSeq, a predicted model, not a curated record